This is a messenger RNA of Pelagomonas calceolata, 1086 nucleotides long. The record is from the annotation of a GenBank genome assembly. Lineage: Eukaryota; Pelagophyceae; Pelagomonadales; Pelagomonadaceae.
GGCUAGUACGCCCCGCGCCUCUCCGAGACGACUGGCAAUCCCUGGUUCCCUACAGGCACCCGGGAGCAAGCUUUGACUCGCUGUCCGCAGUCCACAGCCCACCUGAGUCCCUCAAUCUCCUGGACGCUGCGACAGGCCGCCGCGAGCUAGCAAAACCCCAGGAAAGGCCAAACAGAGCACGCCCUCGCCGCGGCCCAGCAGGCCCAGAAAGCAUGGCCGAGGCCCCGGCCUCGUCGGCGCGCUACGACUCCUCGCUAGGCCUCCUAACGAAGAAGUUCGUCGCGCUCAUCAAGAGCCAGCCGCACGGGAGCCUGGACCUGAACCACGCGGCCGCGCAAUUGGGCGUCCAAAAACGGCGCAUCUACGACAUCACGAACGUCCUGGAGGGCAUUGGGCUCAUCGAGAAGACGACGAAGAACAAUAUCGCGUGGAAGGGCAACCGGACGCCGCAUCCGGACGACGAGCCCAACUCUUCGGAUGACGAGGACGACGAGGAGACGCUGCGGGUGCGGCACGAGGCCGAGGCGCUCCGGGCGGAAGCGGCUACUUUAGAUAACUGCGUCGAGCAUUUGGAAAGGGCGCGGGCGGAGUUCGCUCGAACACACGCAUCUGAUUUAUCAGUGACGCAUGCGGAUCUGCGAGCCGUGCCCGGCUUGAGCGAUGAGACCAUCAUCGCGCUGCGGGCGCCGCCGGGCACGGACCUCGAAGUGCCCGAUCCCCAUAGCACGAGCACGGCGAAGUACCAACUGCGACUGAGGAGCCCGCUCGCGCCCAUCGAGGUCUUCUUAGUGGAUCGGGCGGACCGCGAAGACAGCGAAGAUCGGGAGGUCGCGCGCCUCUCGGCGAACGCGUCUUUACAAAGCGCGGCGCGGCCGCGGUCGGGCACGCCGCCCGAGCAGGUCGCGCGGCCCGUCGUGUCCUCCGCCGCCGUCAAGACGCCGCCGUCCUUCGCCACCCCUAGAAUCCUGGCCAAGCACACGCCGAACGCCGACCAGCUCGACAAGGACUUCGUCUUCGACCCCGGCACUUUGCUGGGCACGGUGCCGACGAUCCCCAAGAUCCCCCAGCCGUGACGUAAGUAUAGGC